AUGUGGCGCGCAGAGGGAAACUGGCUGCUGAAAACAAGAGGUAAGAGUGUUUCCGGAAGUGUAUUCUGCGGAACCAGCACCUACUAUGUUCUCAACACCGUGCCACUUUUGGAAGGUGACCCUGGAAACAGAAAUAGGAGUCAUGUAAAAGUCCUUUUACCGAAAAAGUUGCUUGAAUGUCUGCCGAAAUGUUCAAGUUUACCAGAGCACCGUUGGAACACUAAUGAGAUGAUGAUGCAACCGUCCUUUCGGGAUUUCUUUUUAAUAAUGUGUGACCUUUCACCUUUGAUCCCCUGACCUGCAUUACCUUGGUAACUAUUCCAUUUUUUAAUUUCAGUUUUUAAUUUAGGUGUGUAAGCUGUAACAUUUCAUCUCUCAAAGUGUAACAUGCCUAUUUUCUCAAAUAGAUCCCUUUGAGCGAUAAAAAAAAAUUAUUUGCCAGCCCAGCCUACAUGGUUCA
Myotis daubentonii (Daubenton's bat) is the source of this 460-nucleotide messenger RNA. Its product is annotated as calmodulin-binding transcription activator 1-like. NCBI's taxonomy places the organism in Eukaryota, Metazoa, Chordata, Mammalia, Chiroptera, Vespertilionidae. The record is from RefSeq and is a predicted model, not a curated record. The transcript has a single exon. The coding region runs from base 1 to 297 and encodes 98 amino acids.